AAACAAAGGAUAGAGCCGAAAAAAGAAGACAAACGCAAAUAUUUUUGUUCACGAAAUAGAAGCUGAGCUCCAUUGGACAAUUGCUCUCUCUCUCUCUCUGGAAAAGCUUCUACAUGGCAAGAUCACAUGCUUUACCCUAGGGUUUCUGUUUCCACGCUCUGUUCAUCAUUCACUAUAAUUUCAUGUGAUCAAUGCAUGGAGGUGUUAGCAAGUUCAAUCAAAGUAGCUGGUGUAAAUAUGUUUCCAGUGGCAUUUGAUCCCUCCACAAGAGCAAUAUUGGAUAUUUAAAGCCUAAAUCAAUUCAAUAUUGGAUAGUUUUUGAGUGGAGAAAUUUUCAAUAUAUUCUGAGAUAGCAGAAUAAACCACUGGCUAGUUCAAGGAUGGGAGAGGAUGUGUCACCUUAUGUGUUAAGUUUCAGCAGAUACACUAGUGUCCAAUGUGCUUCACGAACAAGCAUUGAAGAAAAUCAAUGCAAUAUAACUUGUAGCCUUGAUUUACUUUUUAAGAGGGCUAUUAUUUAGUGUUUGGAGACCUUAUGAGAUGCUUUGAAUCCUGCAAGUGUUGUAAAUAUGUUCUGCAAGUUCCAGGACAGAUAGAUUUUUCAUGGUUUUUGGAGAAUAUGCAUAGGCUAUGGAGUGUUGCCACCACAAGAGGAGGAGAACAAGAAUUCGUAAAUAUGCUAGAACAGGAGAGCACACUGCAUUGUUCAAAGAGAAGCAUUACGGCUUUGGCAAGUGAGAUGAGUGGAAGUGGCAGAAAGCGCUCUUCAAAGUGGGAUUUGAGAGAUGAGCCUGAAUAUGCACCUGAUAGUAAUGCACCUGAUAGUAAGCAAUUGCGAUCUCGAUGGUCCUCUGCAGAUGUUGCUGGUAGCAAUAGUUCGAAGUGGUCUUAUUUGGAAGGAAAUGAUAAAUUAAAACCUGGUAUGGGAUUUUCUCCUAAGGAACCUUUUUCUGGAGGCAGAGGUUCAAAUAAGGAUGAUAUUAUGAACAAAGACUAUAGAGUUCUGGAUGCAACAUUGGAAUGGGACGAGGAUGGAAGUUAUGACAGGAAAAUGUCACCGGGGUUUGAGGAAUGGAAACAUAACAGACAUAGUCAAUCCCCCCAAAAUGGUUGGAGUAGGUCAGUCAGGAGUAGUCGGAGCCAGAGCCCUCCCCAUGGACUUAGGUUUGAUGCAGGAGUCAAUGACAGAAAUAGAAUGAGGUCUGGAGGAUCGACACUUCCAUGUAGAGAUUUUGCUGCUGGUAAAUGCAGAAGAGGCAGCCAAUGCCAUUUUCUUCAUCAUGAUAAUCGAAAUCAUGAGGAUAGUUGGGAAAGUAAGCACAGGGAAGGUGGAGCUCCCAGAUAUUCUACUCCCCACGAGAGUCGGGAUCUUUCUCUUAAGAGUGGUAGAUCUAGUGAGGCUUGUAUUGAUUUUGCAAAAGGCAGGUGUAGAAUGGGAGCAUCGUGCAAGUAUGUGCAUCAUAACAAUUCUGAUGGAUAUGGCAAAAUAUCUGUGGAUGAAUUUACUAGAGAAAGGGAAAUUGAUAGAAGGCGCAGAGAUAGUUCUUUUGAGCAGGGUGGUGGGCAUUGGCCAAAACGCAGUGGUGAUACUCCUUGCAAAUUUUUUGCUUAUGGAAAUUGUCGUAACGGUAAAAAUUGUAGGUUUUCUCAUGAUAGGCAAGCAUCUAGGAGCCCUAAUAGAAGAGUAAGGGAUGUUAGGUUGGCGAGCAACCCAGUUGGAGAUCAUCAGAUGUUGGAUAGAUCAAAUUUGAGCAAUUCAGUUAGUCCCAAUCGAAGGCUAAGAGAUGAUAGAUGGGGUUUAGAUGGCAAUAUGGUUGAUGCAGAUAAAGUUUGCGACAGUCCAAAGCGGAAUGACACAGUUGCUGUCUCUGAUACAGCAAAGCUGGUUGAGGACAAAAGUGGAAGUAUGGGUGCCACAGAGCCAGGAUUCACUGCCUGGCCUGUGAAGGAUGGAUGGGGUUGUAGUUUAGAUAAGAGCAGAGUGCACGGUGAACCACCAUUUUUGAGUGAUAAGAAGGAAGCUGACUGUUGGAUAGCAGAAAAUACUGGUGCCAAGAUGCAUGGUUCCCAGUCAAUAGGUACAGACAUUUGGUCAGGUGAUGCUAAAAUGUCUCCUGAUUGGAAUUAUAGGGUGGGAUCCUCCAACCAUAUUGAAGAAGAGCAUGGACAGAAUAAGCAUGGGAUAACCCAGGGUGCUACUUAUUUAGCUGCCUCCGAACAUGACAGAAUACAAGUCCUUCCAGGACAAGGAUUUAAUCAGAAUGCACAGAUUGCAAAUCCUUUGCAUUCUUCACUUGCAGUUGGACAGAGUCAAAUGGCAGUUCCCAUUCUUCCUUCAAGAGGAGGAAUUGUUGAUGGUAUGCAGAACCAAGAAGUGUCUACUGAGAAAAAGUACACCGUUGAACCAAAUAUUAUGGAUGCAGGCAUAUCACAAGUUAGUUCAAGAAAUCCUCCAAUUCAGAAUGUGGUAAACAAAGAACAGCUUGCUCAACUUACUGAUCUCUCAGCCUCUCUGGCUCAUAUCCUCGGAGCAGGUCAGCAGCUGCCACAACUUUAUGCUGCUUUAAAUUCUCAUGAUGCAAAGGACACUCCUUCCCUAGCAAAAACUGAAGUGCCUGCUAUGCCUGUUUACAAUACAAUUGUCAAGCCAGAUCCUGCUGUUGGAUUCUCGAAGCAGUAUGAUCCAAUGUGUGAUGGUAUGGAACCAAAUAUUGCUGAUGCAAAUGGGGUUCCCCCAGGCAUUCCUCCAAGUAAAAAAAUUGCAGAAGAUGAAGUAGAAAUUUCAUCACGGUUGUCUAACACUGGGAGACAAAUUUGUGGUGAUUCUAUUAAGGCUUCAUACUCAGAGGAACUUGUCAAGAAUGUUCAUCCAAUCCAGUUGCUGCCAGGUCAAAACACUGAGGUUACUAAGGAUAACAAGGAAGUGGUAGCUGAGGAAAGGCAAAAUUCUCAAGAAUAUCAUAAAAAUACAAAAGAGAAUGGUCCUUUGGAAAACAUGGAGCAAAAUGGUGAACCUGAUGAGGCCAAGAAAACAAAGGAUAUGAAGGGGGUUCGUACAUUUAAAUUUGCUUUGGUAGAGUUUGUUAAGGAGCUUCUGAAACCAACAUGGAAAGAAGGUCAAAUCACCAAAGAAGAUUAUAAAACAAUUGUGAAGAAAGUUGUUGAUAAAGUAACUGGUACCAUGCAGGGUGCCCAUAUUCCUCAGACACAAGAGAAAAUCGACCACUAUUUGUCAUUUUCAAAACCAAAGCUUAACAAACUUGUACAGGCAUAUGUGGAAAAGGUUCAGAAGGCUUAGUGGAAUUAUAGAAAUUUGGCUACCAAAUCUAUCUUUUGUAUUCUGCGUGGCGUCAUUGUCUUCAAUGUGUACUAUGCUUACUUAUCUCUGAAUUUUUUGUGUUUAAUUGUCUUGGCCCUUUGUGUGUGUACUUCAGUUGCUGUAGAAUCCAGUAGCCUUUGCAGCUCCUGUGCAUACAAUUUCGGAGCAUUUAUUUGUUUUUUCUUCGUUUCUUUGGAGAAAAAUUAUUGGGUCUUAGAAUGUCAUUGACAACAGUUUGCAACUCCAUUGUUAGACAGUUGUUAUGUGGGAUUCAUUUUAUAUUACCAGCAAGGUUAAUUCAUAGGUCUAAAAAAAAUUUCCUGGCAGUUUGUG
Molecule: messenger RNA, 3652 nt
Organism: Gastrolobium bilobum
Lineage: Eukaryota; Viridiplantae; Streptophyta; Magnoliopsida; Fabales; Fabaceae
Product: zinc finger CCCH domain-containing protein 38-like
Exons: 6
Coding region: 536-3298 (920 amino acids)
Molecular function (GO): metal ion binding
Source: RefSeq, a predicted model, not a curated record